GUUGGACUCUGCGCGGGUUUCAAUCAUGUGACAUGCGCACUCGGCCCCGUUUUUUAGUUUUGUUAUGACAAGUCGAGGCCUCGGACUAAAUUAGGAGCGGAACCCCAGUGUCUGCUCGGGCGAUUCCGUUAUGGAGAGCAUGGACCUGGACCUGGACCAGGAGCUCAUGCAGAAGUUCAGCUGCAUGGGGACCACGGACAAAGAUAUUUUGAUAUCGGAGUUUCAGAGGCUUCUCGGCUUUCAGCUAAACCCCGCCGGCUGCGCCUUCUUUCUGGACAUGACCAACUGGAAUUUACAGGCUGCUAUUGGAGCUUACUACGACUUUGAAAGUCCCAAUAUCAGUGCGCCGGGCAUGUCCUUUGUGAAGGAUGUAACCAUCGGCGAGGGGGAAUCUGUUCCACCUGACACAACCUUUACGAAGACCUGGAGGAUACAGAACACAGGUGCAGAGUCGUGGCCUCCGGGUGUCUGUCUGAAGUACGUGGGAGGAGACCAGUUCGGACACGUGAACAUGGUGAUGGUGCGCUCUCUGGAUCCCCAGGAAAUGACGGAUGUCAGUGUACAGAUGCACAGCCCAGUUUCCCCUGGCAUGUACCAGGGUCAGUGGAGAAUGUGCACAGCAACAGGACUCUACUAUGGAGACGUCAUCUGGGUGAUCCUGAGCGUGGAGGUUGGAGGACUCCUUGGCGUUACGCAGCAGCUGUCCUCCUUCCAAGCGGAGUUCAACACCCAGCCUCACCGCAGCCUGGAGGGUGACUACAACCCCUUCGCCUCGCCACAGAAAAGCAAGUGCCCCAGCAGCAGCAACAACAAUCACCUGAACAGUGACAGCAGCCAUAGAGGCGCAGAGGAGCGCUGGCAGGAGGGCCCACACCAGCUGCAGCAGGACCAGAACGGACUUUCAAACAACUCUGUGGAUUUAGUAGCAAAUAGUCUACAAAGCAAUCUGUCUAUAGUCUCUUGUAACCAGAUCCAGGAGCCCUCUCCUUUUGGGCACUCUUAAACCAAGGGACUUCUCACACUAAAGCAGCACUAAAUCGUACCUCUGGAACCUGUCACAACUAUAAUAAUAAUAAAAAAAAACAACCAAGUGGCUUUAUGAUGGAAAUAGUUGAGAUCAAAAACACUUUCUUUCUGCUACAUUUUGAGAUGCCAGGAGGCGACGUGCAGCUGAACGAACAUCCCACACCCACUGUAUGCACGUAUGAAUGCUAAGUUAAAACAAAACGAGUGCAAAGAGUGACCUGUUAAUAUUAUUGUUUUUUUCUUUCUUUUUAUUUGUUCUUAGCUGACAGAGUGUGCAUGGAACCGUGGUAGCAGGGGUGUGAGUUUAAGAGCUGUGUGUAGAUGUGCGUGCAUUGUGACACCUGGAAAAAGAGACUUUGGAUUUAAAGCCAUUUAUGUUUUUGCCAACGGAUUCUUCAAUUUCUGCUCAGAAUCUUUGUUCAGCAUUUUUUUUUUCCUUUUUAAUCACUGGAAACCUUAUAAGGGGUAUUCUUUGAAACCUAAACCCCUGUGUUUUUGUUUUUUUUUGUUUUGUUUUUAAAUCAAUCAACACUUUCCAGGAUCUCGAGGAUUUUUUUUGUUCGUUUCCACAGGAUAUUCAUGUCUUUUCACACUACUUUUACUUUAAAAAAAAAAAAAAACUUUUUUCACCUGAAUUUCAAUACUGACGAGAUGUUAGAAUCAUUUGCAUGAAUUGGUCAUUAUAGCAGUAAAAGUGUCAACAGUCAUGUCACACAGUUCUAGCGUACGUUUCAAUUUUCUGUGUUUAGAUGAUUUCCCUGCUCUGUCAGUCACAUUAUUUGAUGAAACUUUUGCCGAUAUUCACACGGUGAACGUCGGUCUGUAAGGUAUUGAACCAGCUGCCUUUGUGAAGAGAAUCCAAGACAAGUAUUUCAUAUUUGUCUGAUUUGAAAUCAAGAUAAAACAACACUGAAGUCGAGAUAUACACAUCUGUAAAGAGAUUACUUCAUGGAAACAGAAAUGCGUCUUUCUGCACUGAAUUUUUCUUUCCUUGUUAUGAAUUCAACAUUUAAUGAAUGUAUCUGAGAAAUCUCAUUGAUCUAUUCAUACACCCAAAGAAUCCAAAUUAAAACCUUUUAACUGACCUGGUACCUGGAAGUUUAAAUGAGUGAUCUGCGUUCUGCUCCUUCUGACGCUUUUUGCAAACAACUUUUAAAGAUUCAGUGAUGCUGCAGCCUGAAAGGAUCAUGAUUCUGUUCACAGCAACACCUCCAGUAAUGGUUCUUAUUAAAAUGGUCUGAUCUGAGCAGGAAAUGUACGCACCCUUCAUAACGAGAGCUGUCUCAGCAUUUGCAACUGCUUGAUUUGGGUAUUUUUCAGUCCUGAGCAUAUAUUUUUAUUUUAUUUUUUUUAAAUAAAGCUGUAAAUUCUCAGGGUGCUAAGCCAUGACGGGAUGAUGACGACAGCUGAUCACACAAGAGUCCACGGGCUCUAUAUCUGUGCAUGUUACCCUCUGUCAUCCCAGGUACCGACUGUCUGUCUGUCGAGUGUUUGUUGUUUAAAACCCAGAGUUUCCAGUGGCAAUGUGGAAUGAAUCAGUUAGCAUUGACUCUUACAGCAGCAGCACAUGUAUGCAAGUGAGGUGGUGUGAACAUUGAAUGCUACUCUGUAUUUUUAAUGAAUGUUUGUAUGAUUAAAUUAUCACUGAAAGUGGAAAAAUA
Messenger RNA from Oryzias melastigma (Indian medaka), 2687 nucleotides. RefSeq names its product protein ILRUN. The coding region runs from base 131 to 1003 and encodes 290 amino acids. Lineage: Eukaryota; Metazoa; Chordata; Actinopteri; Beloniformes; Adrianichthyidae. Gene Ontology annotation, molecular function: ubiquitin binding. Gene Ontology annotation, biological process: macroautophagy. Gene Ontology annotation, cellular component: phagophore assembly site. The record is from RefSeq and is a predicted model, not a curated record. The transcript has 5 exons.